AUGCCAAUUUGCGUUGAAUGUCGCUACCCAGUCAAGACACUCUAUACUGAAUACUCAGGAGCCAACGACAAGUCCAGCGGUCAUGGUGUCCGCCUCACGGUGUGUAAGAACUGCGGGCGCUUCUGUGAUAAAUAUGUGGAACACGACUUCGUAGUACUUUUCAUAGAUCUAGUCCUCAUAAAGCCGCAGGUGUAUCGUCACCUUCUUCACAAUACUUUGAUGAGGGAGAAGGAUCAAUUCGAUCCAUCUAUAAUUCGUCUCGGAAUUCUCUUACUGCUCUUUGACGUCUAUCUUACCUGGGCGCGAAUAGAAAAACAAACAUCGUCCUAUCCCACGGAAAACUCUACGAAUCUGAAUAAUUUUCUUAGGCUCGCGCAGAAGCCGAUAAUUUUUCAAUAUGUCUUUUUUCUAGUUUUGUGCGCUUUAUCAACCCUAGCGUUUCAUUUCUCCAUCCGAUUUCUCACAUCCUCGCCCCUAUCCCCGCUCGUCUUGCUGGGGCUUUUCCCUAGAUACCCCCGUCCGAACUCUGUGAGCACUGCUCUUUUGGUUUCGAGCUGCACAAAACUCUUUCCGAUACUAAUGGUCAUCUGGGAAUACGAUGUGCCUGCCGCCGCAAGAUCAUUAGGAUGGGCUGUCGUCGCCAAUAAUGUCGAGGCGUUGAGAAUAUUGCUAGACUGUAAUUAUGGAACAGCUGCCAUCCUGGCAGCAGUAGGGGCUAUUACUCGUUGGAUGAUUGGGAGAGGAAUCUUGUGGAUUGUUGGCUUGCACGGAGUUGACUCGGUUGGGGAUUCUGGGGUGGCCGCUGAUGGAAAGGCAUUAUGGGCCGUGGUGGAAUUAGGGAGGGAAUGGGGAGGGAGACUUGGACUGGGGUAG
Molecule: messenger RNA, 873 nt
Organism: Blumeria graminis f. sp. triticale
Lineage: Eukaryota; Fungi; Ascomycota; Leotiomycetes; Helotiales; Erysiphaceae
Source: the annotation of a GenBank genome assembly